Molecule: messenger RNA, 785 nt
Organism: Malus domestica (apple)
Lineage: Eukaryota; Viridiplantae; Streptophyta; Magnoliopsida; Rosales; Rosaceae
Source: RefSeq, a predicted model, not a curated record
UCCCAGUUGUGGCUGUGGUUUCAUUUAUCUCAUUCAAAUCAAUGCUUCCCCUGUAUUCUCCUUCACUUCACGGUAAACCACCAUUGUCACUGCAACCAUUUUCUCCCACAAGUUAUAAGCUUAAAACAUGCAUUUCUGAAUUGCUAGAGCCUGGCCAUGGCAUUUUCAGGAAGAAGAACACAAACCCAUAUCACCAUAAUUCUUCUUUCUCCUCCUCUUCCUGUAUUGUUUGUGCAGUGGAGAACGAGUCGCAGCGGUUUGAGGUAGACCCAGAUAAGGCCAGAGAAGCUCUUAAAAAUCUUGACCAGCAACUUCAAUCCCGCUCCCAAACUAAAUUCCGCCCUCCAAAGGAAAAGGCACCGGACGUGACUUUUACAAGAGAUCGAACAAAAGAUGAGCAAGUUGAAGAAUUUUCAGGAUCGUUCUUCACAAUCACGGCUGCUGCAGUCUUUGCUUUCACCGUCUUCUAUAAUGUGCUGUUUUACACUGUUAUAAAACCAGCCAUAGAUGGACCGGGGGCAGCUCCAUACACAGUUGUUCAAAGAGAAAUCCUAAAGGACCAGUUUUGAUCCGCAACCAGAAAUUUAUGUUCAAGACAGAUGCGCUGAAUCGCCUUUCAGCUCAGCUUAUACACAGCUUCUGGUUUGAGUUUGUGUGAGAAUAAUUCACAUAGAGAAAGGGGAAAAUUAGUUCUGUGCUUACUUGUAAUCAUCUUAAAACCAUAAAUGUGCAACAGUAAUUACUAUUAAUUAGAGAAGCAAAGAAGUCGAUGACCAUUUAUGGAA